Messenger RNA from Telopea speciosissima, 898 nucleotides. Its product is annotated as fasciclin-like arabinogalactan protein 6. Bases 11 to 898 code for a protein of 295 amino acids. NCBI's taxonomy places the organism in Eukaryota, Viridiplantae, Streptophyta, Magnoliopsida, Proteales, Proteaceae. The transcript has 2 exons. The record is from RefSeq and is a predicted model, not a curated record.
AAUCACCACCAUGGCAUCCACUUCUCCUUUGGUUGCCAUUCUACUAACUUUAAUACCAUGCCUCUUCCUAAUUAUUCCUCAGGCACAAGCCCAGACGACGGCGCCGGCACCGGAUUCCAACUCUGUCUUGAAUCUCACAGCGGUCCUUGAGAAAGGUGGUCAAUACAGCAUGUUCAGUCGUCUCCUAAAUACCACCGGAGUAAUGAGCCAACUCCAAAUCCAACUCAACAACCCCAAUGGUCAAGGCUUUACAAUUUUUGCUCCAACAGACAAUGCAUUCAGCUACCUCAAGCCAGGCACAAUCAAUAGCCUCUCUCAACAAGAUCAAGUAGAGCUUCUGCAGUACCAUGUGUUGCCUCAAUACUAUACCUUAUCUGACCUUCAAACUGUAAGCAACCCAGUGAGAACUCAAGGAAAUAGUCAAAAUGGAAAUGACAAUCUCAAUUUCACUAGUUCAGGCAACAACCAACUCAAUAUCUCUACUGGUGUUGUGACAACACCAGUCAACAAUCCUCUUAGAGUCCAAUCUCCAUUGGCUGUGUAUGAGGUAGACAAGGUUUUGUUACCCAUGUCUCUGUUUGGGGUACCAGCACCUUCAGUGGCUCCACACCCUGCCAUAGCCUCCAACACAACAUCAACUCCUUCGGUAUCAAGUGGUGGAGGAGAGCCAGUGGCAUCACCUAAAUCCAGUUCCAUUGGGUUAUGUGUUGACCGAAUCAUGUGGAGUUGCAACAUUAGAGAAUCCAAAUGUACGAACUCGAAUUUUGGUUCAUCUGGGCAACUUGCUUCAGAAGUUGGUAGUGGUGGUGCUGGCGGUGAUCUGGUCUUGAUAAUUGUUGCACCCAUUCGGUGUGAUUCCGGUACUGGAAGACGGAGAUCUAAAACUAUUCGAAUCUAG